Messenger RNA from Puntigrus tetrazona (Sumatra barb), 715 nucleotides. It is a transcript of the gene mymk, whose product is annotated as myomaker, myoblast fusion factor. NCBI's taxonomy places the organism in Eukaryota, Metazoa, Chordata, Actinopteri, Cypriniformes, Cyprinidae. Bases 1 to 663 code for a protein of 220 amino acids. The record is from RefSeq and is a predicted model, not a curated record. The transcript is spliced from 5 exons. Gene Ontology annotation, cellular component: plasma membrane.
AUGGGAGCGUUUAUCGCCAAGAUGUUGCUGCCCACCAUCAGCAGUCUGGUGUUCCUGCCUGCAGCCAGUGUCGCCGCCAAGAGGGGUUUCCACAUGGAGGCCAUGGUCUAUUUCUUCACAAUGUUCUUCAUAGCGAUUUACCACGCAUGUGAUGGUCCGGGCUUGUCCAUUCUCUGUUUCAUGAAGUAUGAGAUCCUGGAGUACUUCAGCGUGUAUGGCACAGCUAUCUCCAUGUGGGUCACGCUGCUAGCUCUGGGAGAUUUCGAUGAACCCAAGAGGUCUUCGCUCACCAUGUUUGGGGUGCUGACAUCAGCUGUGAGAAUCUACCAGGACCGCUUAGGCUACGGCAUCUACUCGGGCCCCAUUGGAACAGCUGUCUUCAUGAUAACAGUCAAAUGGUUGCAAAAAAUGAAGGAAAAAAAAGGCCUUUAUCCAGACAAAAGUGUUUACACUCAACAAGUGGGGCCAGGGUGCUGCUUCGGCGCUCUUGCUUUGAUGCUACGCUUCUACUUCGAGGAGUGGGACUACGCUUAUGUCCAUAGUUUCUAUCAUGUGUCGCUUGCUGUGUCCUUCAUUCUGCUGCUGCCCAAGAAGAACCGCUAUGUGGGGACGGGACGCAAUGCAGCCAAACUCAACUGCUACACCCUCUGUUGCUGUGUAUGAUGCAUCUUUUUAUCUGAGCGAAGCUGUUGAGGUGAUCUUCACCCUGAAAGAC